Messenger RNA from Alternaria burnsii, 684 nucleotides. RefSeq lists its product as uncharacterized. Gene Ontology annotation, cellular component: Vma12-Vma22 assembly complex; extrinsic component of endoplasmic reticulum membrane. Bases 1 to 684 code for a protein of 227 amino acids. NCBI's taxonomy places the organism in Eukaryota, Fungi, Ascomycota, Dothideomycetes, Pleosporales, Pleosporaceae. Gene Ontology annotation, biological process: vacuolar proton-transporting V-type ATPase complex assembly. The transcript is spliced from 3 exons. The record is from RefSeq and is a predicted model, not a curated record.
AUGGCGGAUGUACAGGAAUUACCGACGGAUCGAGCGGAAGUUGCUGCGAGGCGGGAUAAAGACGGUUUGCUUGAUCUUUUGGAUGCGAAGCUUGAGCACUAUCUGCAUACGCUGCAUGAAUAUCAAGAGGCCAUGCAGCAGCUCUCCAAAGAGCUGUCUUCGGGUUACAUGUCACUAGCUCAGGCAAACUUCCACAAUUCCUCAUCUGCGAUCCGGUAUGGACAGGACUGCUAUGACGAACGUAUGCAGGCUUUACGGAAGGUCCACAUCGCUGAACAUGGAAGCGCCAAAAGUGAUCAGCCCUACUUCUCCGUCUACUCACCAUUCGCCACUACCCAGCACUCUGAUCCCGACAACACUUCAAACUCAACAGAGCAGGCAAACGAAGCUCAAGGAUCCGACCUGCCCAAGGCCAAGGGAGAUGACGCAAAAUCCACUCCGGACCCAAACUCACAAUCUUCUCAAAGCUCGGAGAAAGCAAAAGAGGAGUCCAGUUCUACAGAAAAGCCCACAGACCCACUAAGAUGGUUUGGUAUCCUCGUCCCACCUGCUCUACGCACUGCGCAAUCGACAUUCGUAAGCGCCGUUGAGGGCCCAAUCCCGCAACUUGUUACUAUCUUGAGGGACCUACGGACGCAGGAGAUCGAGAUAGGAAGGAUAAGGAAGCAGAUUAAGAAGACAUAA